This is a messenger RNA of Odontomachus brunneus, 1635 nucleotides long. RefSeq lists its product as uncharacterized. The record is from RefSeq and is a predicted model, not a curated record. The transcript has 5 exons. NCBI's taxonomy places the organism in Eukaryota, Metazoa, Arthropoda, Insecta, Hymenoptera, Formicidae. The coding region runs from base 420 to 1253 and encodes 277 amino acids.
AAACGCACUCUUCAAUAUUUGAAGAGUGCAUCACGCAGAGCAGCACUUUGCGCGAGAAUUGCAGCAAGAGAAAUUGACCACAGUUUGUGACGAGACUUCUUCAUCAUCAUAGCAACUUUAUAGUUUCUAGCUAUUAUUGUAUAGCUGGAAGACGAUUCGAAAGGCGCUUUUGUCCGGACACAAAUGAUCAUCGCUCUUCAGCUGCGUGGUUCGCAAUAUAAAUAUUCGCGACGCCAAGCGUUCGCAAGUUGUUUCUGCGGCGCACACGUUCCUACCUUAUGACAUGCGAGGGCUAUAUACAAGAGAAUUGCGCGUUGCACGUGAUCUUACGCGAAAACUGAAGUCGCGAAGAUAGAUCGAUCCCGCGGAAGCAACCUCUGACAGAGACACCAGGAUUAUUCAGUAAUUAGCGGAUCACGAUGACAGUUUUACCCAUGAUACCGUUUUUCCUAGGCUAUCUUGCACAGAAUACAAGCAACGUUACGCCCUCAUACAUAUUCCACGUGCAGAUAGACACGUUAAUCUCCGGCGAACAAGAAACACGUUAUGAUGGCGGCAACUUCGGCAUGAAGUUCAAAUUGAUAUGUCAGCCGUAUAUAUAUCAAAGUUUAAAAUGUCACAUCUCGAAGAUCACUUCUAGUUCACCGAGCAUGGGCCCCGCACUCUACGACUUUUUUACACCGAUAGUCUUCACCAAUAUACCUUGCGUAAUAAACUUCGAUUCGAAAGGAGCAACGAGUUAUUACUUAUUGAAGGAAAACGUGAAAGACAAGGAGAUUGUGUUGGAAGUAUUCCGGUUUAUCGGGCAUCAGCUGAGCGUCGGUGUUGACCUCACCCAUUGGGGCUACGAAUUCAACGCGUUCGAGGACACCGUUAUGGGCACAUGCGCGACAAUGUACAGGAUAACUCAAAAGAAGGCUUUCAAUUAUAUAAAGUAUUUCGAGCUGGUUUCCUUAAUUCCGAAGGCAUCAUACAUUAUGAAGAAGAACGAAACUGUCCUUAUUAAUAAACAUAGACUUGGGGAAUAUUGCUCCCCGCAGAACGGUACUAUCCUCGGAAUGAUCUUAUCGCCCGACUUAGUAAUGUCGAAUGUCACCUCAAAGGCGGAAGACUCGCAUGUUCUAAUGGCGUAUACUCAGCACGAUUUCUACACCAAGUCUGUAAAUGAAUAUAGUCUCUAUGAAGAGCAAGGUACGAAAUUCGGUUUUGUCCAGGAAACGAUUAAUCUUAAAUUGGGAUGGAUAGAAAGCUGAAAAACGCGACAGGAGUAUCGCAUCUAUUCGUUAAAUGAAAAGCUGAGGAUUAUAUCCCCUCAAUGACCCCAAUUUGGCAACGAGCAAAACUACAUGGAGGACAUAUUUUUAAUUCGUUUUUAAAAUAUUGUUGACAUACAAUAUUAAACUGCAUAAAGUGUUAUUAUUAUUAUAAUUACGAAAACAUGAUAUAUAUUUCUUACUCUUUUAUGUCCUUCGGUGACUUAUUGCUGGUAUAGAUAACGAUAUACAGCCUUUGUUAUGUUGUUACUUUUUCUUUAAUAAAAUUUAUAAGUUUGACGCUCGAUAACUUCUUCGACUUGCUUAAUUCUACUCUUUAUGAGAAGAGAAUUACCAUAUAAUAAAUUUCUUAUUUUUAUUA